Molecule: messenger RNA, 2390 nt
Organism: Microbotryum saponariae
Lineage: Eukaryota; Fungi; Basidiomycota; Microbotryomycetes; Microbotryales; Microbotryaceae
Source: the annotation of a GenBank genome assembly
AUGGACCGAGCUCGAAUCGACGAGGCGGUUAAGGAAUGGCUCAGAUUGGAGUGAGUAGCAAGCUGACCGAAGCUCUCACAACCCGUCCGAUAUGAUCGCUGACACGAACGCGCUCACACGCUUACAACCUUGUGCGCGAUUGGCACUCCGCCACAGUCGGGUGAGCCCCACCUGGUGCACCACUCAGGGGCCAAUGCCAGCUCGGCAGCCUCUUUGAGAGCUGAAUACAGCCUGGCUGAUCAUCAUCUCGAGGCAUCGAUGCCCAGAAUCCAUACACCCGCCAAGACGUUGAAGCACUUCGAGAUGCGGGUGACUACACCGAGCUAGCGAAGCGCUUCGACACCCGGAUCGCCUUUGGCACCGCCGGUCUACGAGCUCGUAUGCAGGCGGGGACGUCAUCGAUGAACGAUCUCGUAGUACUGCAAGCGACACAAGGUCUCGCUUCUUACGUCAAAGAGCAUGUUCCGAAUGCGCUGAGCCGAGGUGCCGUCAUCGGAUACGAUCAUCGGUCCUUUGGCGGACUCAGCUCAAAGCGAUUCGCUCAGCUGGCCGCCGGGGUCUUCAAGCGGGGAGGCUACAGGGUGUACCUCUUUGAAGGCCUUGUACAUACACCCAUGGUCGUAAGUAAUCGACGAUGGCGGUGACUAGUCCCGCCCCGGCUGAGCCUUCUCCAAAUUUGCCGAUUCUUCUAGCCUUUUGCGCUGAGCAAAUUGGGCGCUGCUGUGGGACUCAUGGUCACUGCUUCCCAUAAUCGUGAGUCGUUUACGACUCAUAAAGACACUUGAUUAUCACUUAUCAUGCCGUUCUUCUGAAAGCUGCCGCCGACAAUGGCUACAAAGGUAUCGUCAUCCGCCAAGUCCGCCGAGCUUUUUAGCACAGCUGAACGUCUUUUCUCCGUUCGCUUGACAGUCUACUGGGAGAAUGGUGUACAGAUUAUCCCUCCCCAUGAUCAUGGUAUUGCAAAGCGUAUCGACGAAUCUCUAGAGGUCGACGCGGCGGCUUGGGAUGUCGACCCGGCCAACUUCGAGUGGAGCGACACCGAGGCUCUGAAGGACGACUACAUCGCGAUGACAACGACGCUGAUUGAUCCGAAAAUUAGCAGUGGGGCAAGUACCGGGAUCGUUUACACAGCGAUGCACGGGGUGGGUCGACCUUUCGCUCAAAGAGCAUUCACUGCAUGCGGAUUCGACCCGAGGGACUUCAUCCCCGUAGAAUCGCAGGCAGAGCCCGACCCAACAUUCCCAACAGUGAAGUUUCCCAACCCUGAAGAGAAGGGGGCACUCGACGAAGCGAUGAAGAAAGCGGAUCAAGUUGGAUCGCAGAUUGUGGUAGCCAACGACCCGGACGCCGAUCGAUUCUGCGCAGCCGAGAAAGUCGGUGCGACAUGGAACGCUUUUACAGGGGAUCAAUUGGGCACCUUGCUCGGCGCUUGGGUGUUGCACAAGUACAAAGCGAGUGGAAAACCAAUAGGUCCGCUUGCUUGGCUGACCCGAGCUGUUGUCGAGAUCGAGGCUAACUCUCAAAAGUGGGGACCACAGACAAGCUGGCAAUGUGCGCUUCCGCAGUGUCGUCCAAGAUGCUCAAAACGAUCGCCGAGAAGGAAGGCUUUGUUUUCCGCGAGACCUUGACGGGCUUCAAAUAGUGCGCAGCACUUCUUCGGUCGUCCCGAACCGAUCGUUGUAGAUGCUGACGCUGAGUGGCAUCUUCCGCACAGUCUCGGUAACGAGUGUUUGACCUGGGAAGCCAAGGGCUACGAGCCGCUGUUCGCGUACGAAGAAGCAAUCGGCUACUUGCACGGAUCCGUCGUCCGUGACAAAGAUGGUGUUACCGCCUUGGUGUCGUUUUGCGAAUUAGUGGCUUACCUCGCCUCGAACGGCAAGACACCCUCGUCAUGGCUUGACGAGCUGUACAAUCAGUAUGGCUUCUUUAAGACGAGCAACUCGUACUUCAUCUGUCGCGAUUCCAAAAAGACGGACCGGAUCUUCUCGAAGUUGCGAUUCGGCACCGAAGCGCCUCCUACCACGACCAAAGAGAUGAAGGCAAAGUUGAACCUACCCAAGAUGAUGUCUGGGUACCCCGUCGUCUGGUUCCGAGAUCUGACGAUCGGCUACGAUUCGGCCAACGCGCCUUCGUUCGAACCGAGCUUGCCCGUGGACGAGAAGUCUCACAUGAUCUCAUUCAAGAUCGGAGGCGAGGACGAUGUCGAGGUUGUUGGGACGGUCCGCACAUCUGGCACAGAACCCAAAAUCAAGUUCUAUCUGGAGGGGAACGGGGCCGAUCGUCUCUUGGUUGGAAAGAAGCUUGAGCAGGUCCGAGAAGCACUCGGUGUCGAAUGGCUCGGUGUCGAUCCGGCAAGGAUCAACGAUGCUGUCGUCGACCUCACGGAAUGA